UUUAAGACUAAUAUCCAGUGUAAUUUUCUUGCAAGGUCAAUGAGUAUUUGGGUUUUGGCAAUCCUGGACAGCUCUGCAACAAUGGGUUCCUCUGUCAUGUCCCAAAAUUGCCACCUUGAGAAGAUCCUUGAGUUGGCCAGUCCACAGUGACAGCUACUGACUCACAUGACUUCUGGAGCUCAUCCAUUGAUCUCCCCAACCUCAGCAUAUAUAUAGCACCCAAGGAAGACAUGCUGUCUUCUCUUUCAAUACACUGCAUGUUGUCUAGAUAGUAGGAUUCUUCACUCACUGCCUUAUUGUUGACAUCCACCUCUUCUUUAUUUCUUCUGCGAACAGUGUUAAAAACGACAGACAAGUUAGAGAGAGGGUUGCAGUGGCCAUUAUGGAGGAUGUGGAGAAUGGCAUUCAUGUCACCCAUGAGAGUGAGGUGAGGAAGCCUCUCAUUCAACAACGGGAGUUGGCCAAAGCAGAAGAGUUUUCAUCAGAUGGCCAGGGAUCCUUGUGGAUGGUUCUGCUCAGCACUGGGGUUGCAGUCUGUGGCUCCUUUGAGUUUGGCUCAUGUAUUGGCUACUCUGCACCAACUCAGGCAGGGAUUACAAAGGACAUUGGCCUCUCUCUAUCUCAGUACUCGAUCUUCGCUUCCAUAUUAACCACUGGGGGGAUGGUUGGUGCAGUCACAAGCGGGCAUCUUUCAGAUUAUAUCGGUCGCAAAGGAGCCAUGAGAAUAUCUGCUGUUGUCUGCAUUAUUGGAUGGCUAGCCAUUUACUUUGCCAAGGAUACCUUCUUGCUGUGUCUUGGAAGGCUGUUCACAGGCUAUGGGAUUGGAGUACUUUCCUAUGUGGUACCUGUGUUCAUUGCUGAAAUAGCACCAAAGAAUCUAAGAGGUGGACUCACAUCCCUGAACCAGCUGCUGCUAGUUGGUGGUAACUCGGUUGCAUUUAUAAUUGGUACUCUUGUUUCCUGGCGCGCAUUGGUGUUAGUAGGGGUUCUUCCAUGCCUUGUUCUACUUCUGGGCCUUGUUUUCAUUCCAGAGUCUCCAAGAUGGCUGGCAAAGGUGGAACACCAGAAAGAGUCCAUAUCUGCAUUGCAAAAGCUUCGAGGAAAAGAUGCUGAUAUCACUCAAGAAACAGCAGAGAUUCAAGAAUGCAUUGAAAACCUUCAGACCCUUCCAAGAGCUGGGUUUCAGGACCUGUUUCAGAGCAGAUAUAUUCGAUCAGUGAUUGUGAGUGUUGGUCUAAUGGUGUUUCAACAAACUGGAGGCAUCAAUGGAGUUGGAUUUUAUGCAAGCCAGAUCUUUGUAUCUGCAGGAUUCUCUUCAGGCAACCUUGGGACCAUACUGAUGGGAUGCAUUCAGGUGCCCACCACAAUAGUGGGUGCUAUUUUGAUGGACAGGAGUGGGAGAAUACCUCUGCUCAUGGUUUCUGCAUCAGGGUCUUCCGUUGGUUGCUUUAUCACAGGGAUAUCAUUCUACCUGAAGGGACAGGGAAUAUACAUGGAUUGCGUUCCCACACUGGCUCUCUCUGGCAUAUUGGUGUAUUUGGGAUCAUAUUCAAUUGGAAUGGGUGCUGUUCCUUGGGUUAUGAUGUCUGAGAUAUUCCCCUUAAAUAUAAAAGGAGUUGGAGGAAGCCUAGUAACUUUAGUCAGCUGGUUUGGAUCUUGGGCGGUCUCUUAUGCCUUCAACUUUCUCAUGAGCUGGAGUUCUGCAGGUACCUUCUUCCUCUUUUCAGCAGCAGGUGCAGCAACUCUUCUGUUUGUGGCAAGGGUUGUACCUGAAACAAAAGGUCGUUCAUUGGAAGAGAUCCAAGAGUCACUCAACUCCUCCAAGUAAACUAAGAGAAAAAGGAUGGGUGAAUGUGAAACAUGAGUUGUUUGUAAACAUCUCAAUUGCAAUAAAAGAGCAAAUCACAUUCCAUUUAUCACUAUUUUCUUCUUCUAAAACUAUUAUCACAUUAUGUU
Musa acuminata AAA Group (dessert banana) is the source of this 1956-nucleotide messenger RNA. RefSeq names its product sugar transporter ERD6-like 16. The record is from RefSeq and is a predicted model, not a curated record. Gene Ontology annotation, molecular function: sugar transmembrane transporter activity. The transcript is spliced from 18 exons. Gene Ontology annotation, biological process: carbohydrate transport; transmembrane transport. Gene Ontology annotation, cellular component: membrane. NCBI's taxonomy places the organism in Eukaryota, Viridiplantae, Streptophyta, Magnoliopsida, Zingiberales, Musaceae. Bases 383 to 1828 code for a protein of 481 amino acids.